Molecule: messenger RNA, 2652 nt
Organism: Lathyrus oleraceus (garden pea)
Lineage: Eukaryota; Viridiplantae; Streptophyta; Magnoliopsida; Fabales; Fabaceae
Product: BEL1-like homeodomain protein 8
Exons: 5
Coding region: 411-2417 (668 amino acids)
Biological process (GO): regulation of DNA-templated transcription
Molecular function (GO): DNA binding
Source: RefSeq, a predicted model, not a curated record
UUCGCAAUCAUUGUUUUUCUUUCACACACACCUUGCUUCCUCCAUCUUUCUAUCCUCAAGAACAAUCAAAUAAUCUUCACUUUUCUCUUCCAUCUUCUUCUUUUUCCAUAACACCUUCACUUUGUAGAUCCGUUUCAGUUCUAGUAUAGUAGAGAACAAGAGUUACCUAGGGUUUACUUUUACUACUUGUUCUUCUCGUUUUCUUCUUUAGGUGUUGGAAUUUCGAAGUUCCUAACCUAACUCUCUUGUAUUGUUUGAGUUCAACUUGCACCGUAAAGCCUACUGCAGAAGAUUCAAGUUUUUUCUUUUCUAUUUUGGUUAAAAAUUAUAAAGCUAGAAAGUAUGAAAAGUUAAGAGACAAAAACAAAAACAAAAACAGAUAAUUUGGUGUUUCAAAAACCUCAUACGAAAUGAGGCCUGAUCAAUUGCAUGUUGCACAACAAAUUAGGCGUGAUAAAUUAAGGAUCCAGAAUCAAGAGUUUCCUCACAACAACAACAACAACAUAGAACAGUUAUUAUCAUUACACCAAGCACCACAACAAGGAUUCAACAUGGAUCUUCAUCAUCAACUAAGGAAUUCCAACAACAACAAUAUACUUGAUGGUGAAGAUGAUGAUGAUGGUGAAGCUGGUCUUUAUUCAUCUGAUCAAAUGAUGAACAGUUUGAAUCUGUUGCACAGAAACCCUUUGGAGUACUGUUAUGAGGCUGCUGAACCAAGUAACAACAAUAAUAGGUUGAGUUAUUAUUAUGCAAAUGAAACGAAUCAGAAUGUUUUUUUGCCUUCUGAGAUUAACCAUAGUGAUACUACUACUUCAGAAGUUGCUUCCUUAAUGCAUCAUGGUGUUUGGGGAGGUGGGAAUAAUCAUAAUUUGUUCCAUGAAAAUCAAGCUAGUUUGUGGACUAAUAGAGGUGUUGUAGUUGACAACAACAUCAUCAACAACAGCAUGGGUUUGUCUUUCUUUAAUGAUUGUAAUAAUCCUCAAGCUCAAGGUUUAUCUUUGUCACUUUCAUCAAAUUCUUCACAACCUAAACCUUCACCUUCUGCUUCAAAUUUUGAGCAAGGAUCUUUCAUAAAUGUUGUGAAACCAGUUCAUCAAGCAGAACCAAUGGGAAUUUCUUCACACAGUACUACUACAACUACAAGUAGUGGUUUUAGGAAUGUUGGUCCUCUUGGACCCUUUACUGGAUAUGCAACAAUAUUGAAAAGUUCAAGGUUUUUGAAGCCUUGUCAACAGUUGUUAGAGGAAUGUUGCUGUCAAUCUGGUGUAAACAUUGGUAAACCGUGUGAAAAUGUUCCAAAAUGGGUUUCUCGAGAUGUUGUUAAUGUUAAUGUUGAAGAUGAUGAAACUGGAAAAGGUAGUAGUAGUUCAGGUGGUUCAUGCUCUAUGUUUUAUGGUUCAAAAGAGAAAGAGAAUAGUGCUGGUGCUGCUGAUGAUGGAGGAGGAGUUGGGAAUAGUUUUUGUCUUUCAUCUUCUGCUUCUCGACCUGAGUGCCAAAAGAAUAAGGCUCAACUACUGUUCAUGCAAGAAGAGGUUACAAGAAGAUACAAGCAAUACCAUCAACAAAUGCAAAUGGUGGUUUCAUCAUUUGAGUCAGUAGCAGGUCUAAGUUCAGCUACACCAUACAUUUCAAUGGCGCUCAAGUCCCUAUCAAGACACUUCAGAUGCCUUAAAAAUGCUAUCACAGAGCAACUCAAGCAUACAUGUCAAGUAUUGGGAGAGGACUUUUCAAUACUACCACCAACCACCACAUGUAGUAGUACUAAAUUUGACAGUAGUAAUAUGACAAGGCUAAGGUUCAUGAAUCAUAGCUUACACAAGAACAGUAAUAUUGACUUUGUUGAACCUCAACAACAUGUUUGGAGACCACAGAGAGGCUUACCUGAACGAUCAGUGGCCAUUCUUAAAGCUUGGUUGUUUGAGCAUUUUCUUCAUCCGUAUCCUACAGAUACAGAUAAACACAUGUUGGCUACACAAACAGGUCUAUCAAGAAACCAGGUAUCAAAUUGGUUCAUAAAUGCCCGAGUUCGUGUAUGGAAACCGAUGGUUGAGGAAAUACACAUGCUUGAGUCAAAAGGCACAACAGAAGCACAGAAUCAGAACAAAAACAAAACCGAGCCCUGCAGAGUUGGAACACAUGAAAGGAAAUUCCAGUGUUUGGAAAUGGGGUCAUCAUCUUCAGGCAUUCACAACGUUGAAGAGCAAUGGAAUAAUAAUAUUCAAGACAAGAGAUCUAAAAUGGAAAAUGUGAUUACACCAAACAUGGAUAUGGGUUUUUUGCCUUAUCAAAAUGGAUCUGUGUCACUGACAUUGGGCCUUAGACAUGGAGUUGAAAAUGUACAACAGCAACAGUUGCAGCAGGAGGUAGAGCUUAGACACCAAUAUGGAGGACACAUGAUCCAUGAUUUUGUGGGUUGAUUAUAAUGUUUUCUAGAGAAUUGGUGAUAGAAUUGAACAAAUAAUAUUUGGAUUAGAGGCUCCAUUUACUUUUCAACUUGGCAAAGUCUGAAAAAUCGAGGUAGGUCGAGAGAAAUAGUCAUUUAGUAUCUAUGUAAGUUCGAGAUUUAAUUCAUAUAAGUCUAGUUGUCUUCCCGUGGUGUUGGUGUCGGACAAUGAUACAUGUAGUUAUAGUUAAUUAAAUCAUUUUUUAAAA